Molecule: messenger RNA, 2641 nt
Organism: Dermatophagoides farinae (American house dust mite)
Lineage: Eukaryota; Metazoa; Arthropoda; Arachnida; Sarcoptiformes; Pyroglyphidae
Source: RefSeq, a predicted model, not a curated record
UGAUAUUUUUUUUGAAAAAUUCAUUUCAAUAAGUGGGAGUUUCCAUUGUUAGACAAAAAAAUGGCAUCAAUUCUGAAGAGAUUAAAUUCAAAAAUCGAUAUAAAAUCUAAACAUCAUCAACAACAAUCGAAUCUACUAUUAAAUCCACGAACGCCAGAUUGGUUCGAUCAUUAUUCGGACAUUUGUACACAACUUUGUUUCGCUGUAUUCGAAUCAAAAUGGUUCAACGAUAUUCAUUCGGAUGUUAUCCGUGAUCUUUGUGAUGAUUCACUUGGUAAUGAAAUACAUUUGCAUUUGUUAUCAUUAUUGGAACAAAUGUUUCCAUUGUAUGAUUAUAGUGAAAAAGUUGAAGAGACAUUCCAUACAUUGUUAUCGUUGAUUGAACGAAAUAAAUCCCCACAACGAAUUAUUAUAAUUGCCCGUCUAUAUUAUUGUGCAACAGCUUUGUUAUUAUUCUUCAAAGAGUCGAUCAUUGGUGUUGAUAAUAUAUCCAAAUCGUUCACGAAUUUCAUCCGGACAUUGCUGGCUAAAAGUUGUGAUCAACAAUCAUUUGAAUACGAUAUCUGUCUAGAUUGUCUUCGAGAAAUUUCCGCCACUUAUCCUGAAAUGUUAAUCGAAAUAUCGAAUGAUUAUAAACCGUUAAGGACACCAAGAAAUAUACGAGAAGCAUACUGUAUGUUACCGUUAUUUGAUUCAGAAAAUGAUUUGGAAAAAAUUCGUAAUCUCAUGCAACAAUUUGAUUAUACACCGGAUAUAAAAUUUUAUCAUAUCUGUAUGGAUGUUCAUCAUUUGAUAUUAUCCGGACGAUAUAAUACCGAUUCAAUAUCAUUGCUUAUUUUACGACCAUUUUUAUCGAAAUUUAUCAUUAGUAAUCAAAUUCAUCAGAUACAAUUUGCAUUAAAACUUUUAAUCGAAUUUGGUUUUGAUAUCUUCAGCUCAAGAGAAGAAGAAUUAUUUUUACGACAAAUGGUUCAAGCUUGUACAAUGCCAUCGAUACCGGUCGGUCAUCGACUACUAUUGUUGGCUUUCAUCCGUAUUGCUUUCGAAUCUAUUUAUGAACCACCAUUGAAUUCACCACCAUUAUCAUUGUUAAAUUCAUUACAUCCACUUCUGUUUGAUGGCCCGGAUACUCAAGAAAAAAAACUGCAGAUUAUGAAUCAAUCUGCAUUCAUAAUAUCGGACGAUGAAUUUUUCAACAUGUUAUAUCGACUUCAUCGGCAAAGUUCGAUGGAUAAACGAAAUUAUGAACGUGCCGCAAACGGUUUGUUUCAUCUGAUGAAUCAGGCAUUACGAAAACGGACACAAUUAACCGAUCGUCUAAUACAAUUGUUGUUGGAUAGUUUUUUCAUCACACAAUAUCUACAUUAUAUUAAAAGAUUUUGUAUAUUCUGCCGUGAUCACAAAGAAUUGGCACAAGAAUUGGUCGACAAUUUCAUUGCCAAACUAAUGAUGAUGACAAAAGAACAGGAUAAUAGUAGUGUUGAAAGUUUAAAAAAUUUACCGGUUACCAUUACAAGUUAUAAAGUUUAUAUCGUUUAUCUGGAAUUCAUCAAUUGGUUUCUAUCAGUAGCACAUCGUCAAAUUCGUUUGACCGAAUUCCAAAUAGAAUUCCUUAUUAAUUUUAUUCAUCGAAAUAUUUUUCAUUAUGCCGAUUCAUCGACAAUGGCAUUACAAUGUUGUACAUCAAUCCUAUAUUAUCAACGUGUAACACAUAAAGUUAAAGGAGCACUAUUCAAUCUAUUAGAAUGGCUAAGAAAUGAACGAAAAUCCGACCUGGAAGCAUCCAGUUUAGCACAGAUAUAUCUAUUAGCAUUAAGAACGUUAACGGAAGCAUCAAUCAAACAGGUGUUUACAUCGGAUGAAGAGGAAUUUCUACUCCAUCAAACCCCUGAAAUAUUUGAACAAUAUCUAUUGAAUGUGAAGAAUACUUUGCCACAAUGUCCCAUUCGAAUCGAAAGAUCCGCUAAAAUUAAUAUCAAUCGACAGAUAUACAGUCCACCACCAUUCAUCAAAAUCAUUUCGUUUAAUGUAUCAUUAGAUUCUCGGAGUAAAUUCAAUCGAAUAUUUGCCAUAGAAAUACGAUUUUCAUGUCGACAAAAUGAUAGGUAUGAAAAAAUCAUACAAAUACCUUACAUUGAAGAUAAACAAAACCCGAUUGGAAUUAAUCUGCCAAUCGAUUUUCUCAUACAUGAUACUAUACAACUUUCGAUUGAAAUGAAAUUUGUUGAUAUGCGUGGUAAUAUCUAUGAUCAUCUUCAAAAUCAAAUUGAAACAAUUUCUUUUGAAGAUUUGUUGAUUGCAUUCGCAAUCGAUAUUGAUCAAAUUGCUGUAAUCAAAAUGGACAAUAUAUUGACAAAACAUUCGGAUUCGAUUCGAUCAAUAAUCUGCGUACCAGAUCACCAUACAAUACAAUCAUUUAUCGAUUAUCAUCAAUGGCUUGAACCAUUCAUCAUAACUGAUUUAUCAUCACAGAAUUCCACAUUAUCGUUUGUAAUUGCAACGACACCUGAUAGAAUUACCAUAGGUUCCAUCCAGAUAAUCAAUAAUUGUGUAAACAUUGAAAUCGAAAGUAAUCAUUAUGGCCUAAUGCCGGCAUUAUUUUCAAGAUUUCGAAGAAAAUCUAUUUGAUGUUUUUUUUAAA